Molecule: messenger RNA, 1429 nt
Organism: Trematomus bernacchii (emerald rockcod)
Lineage: Eukaryota; Metazoa; Chordata; Actinopteri; Perciformes; Nototheniidae
Gene: ino80e
Product: INO80 complex subunit E
Exons: 8
Coding region: 43-783 (246 amino acids)
Biological process (GO): chromatin remodeling
Cellular component (GO): Ino80 complex; nucleus
Source: RefSeq, a predicted model, not a curated record
CGUAGAAGAAGAUAACAACGACGUCACAACGUAAACAAAAGCAUGUCGCACAGACAGAAUCAAGCUAGAGAAAUGAACGGUCAAGCGGACGUCGAAGUUGACUACAAGCGGAAAUACAAAAAUCUCAAGCGAAAAUUAAAAUUCCUUGUUUAUGAACAGGAAUGUUUUCAGGAGGAGUUGAGGAGAUCACAGAGGAAACUUCUCAAAGUGUCCAGGGACAAAAGCUUCCUCCUGGACAGACUGCUACAGUACGAGAGGGUAGAUGAAGACUCCUCAGAUUCAGAUGCAACAGUUUCUUCAGAAAACAGUGAAGGAGAAGCCCCCAGGGAGAGGGAAAGAGAACGAGAUGUAACAAAGAAGCGAAGAAGUAGUCCUGGAGCGUGUCUUCCAUCUUCCUCAUCCCCUCAUCUCUCCCUGCUGUCCCGUUCUGGUGUGAACCCCCUGCAGUCCUCAGGCUCUGGACCUUACCUCAACACCAUGCCCUUCCCACCGGAGUAUUUGGCUCCUCCAGCUGAACGAGUGAAGAAAGAGAGAAAAACAAAGACGCCUAGAAACAAGAAAGAGACAACGGGGAAGGUUGUUGCCCCCAUGGCAGCCAAUUACCCAUCAGCCCCUGCGGCCCCCCCGGCAGCCAGCAGCCCGUUCAGCUGGGUUCCCCGACAGAUGCUGAGCGGAGACGCAGCGGAGGAGGAGGGGGAGAGCGACGGAGACAGUGACAGAGGAGAUGAAGACAGAGGGGAGGGAGACGAGGCUGAACUGGUCAUUGACCUCCCUAAUGAGUGAGCCGCAGUGUGUGGUUAGAUGUAUUUAUAAGCAAGGGAUGCAGGGUUUGUACAUCUGUGUGUGUGUGUGAGUGAAAGACAGAAUGUGACUGAAUGUAUUUCCUGUUUUCAGUAGCUUCUUCCACUUUCACCCCUCCCCCUUGUGGACUUUUUCCUAAUUGCAGUAUCACUAUCAAAAAACUCCCAGAUAGAUGUGGUUUUUAUAUGUGGAGAAUUACAUUUGUGACUAAAUAACAGUUUGACAAGUGUUUAGGAGAAAUCCACAGCCAGUGAGAUGAAUGGAUAGUUGUUAACAUUUCCAAGCUGCUGAUUAUUUGUCUAAACAGUUUUAGCAAUCUACAAAGUGUGACUGAGACUAGGUGUGUCCUGCAUAAAGAGAGCUUUGGUUUAUUUGUUUUUGCAUUAUCUAAACACCAUCUCCGACUUUGGUAUUGCAUAAAUGCUGCACUCCAUUAAAGCUAGUUACGUCUUUUUUUACUCGUUACAGGAGGUUUUGUCGUUUCUACUUCUGCAAUGUUCAAUUUCUUUUUCACAAUGUGUCAUAAGUCAAAGCUACACCUUGUCAAUUCCAAUGUGUUUUGCACCUUUUCAGAUGUGUGUGUAAAAUGUCAUGCUGUCAAACUAAAAGAUUUUGUUAUAAAUUGAAA